GCCGUGGUCAACGUCAAGGACAACCCGCCCAUGAAGGACAUGUUCAAGCUGCUGAUGUUCCCCGAGAGCCGCAUCUUCCAGGCCGAGAACGCCAAGAUCAAGAAAGAGUGGCUGGAGGUGCUGGAGGAGACCAAGCGCAACCGGGUCCUCAGCGAGAAGCGACGCCUGGAGCAGGAGGCCCUGCCCCGGCCUGCCCCAGCGCCCCCUGAGUCCACCAACCCCUUCGAGGAGGAGGAGGAGGAGGAGGAGGAAGAGCCUUCUGCCGAGGAGGAGGUUGUAGACCUCUCGCUCGAGUGGAUCCAAGAGCUGCCUGAAGACUUGGAUGUCUGCAUUGCUCAGCGGGACUUCGAGGGAGCGGUGGACCUCUUGGAUAAACUCAACGAGUACCUGGGGGACAAGCCAGUGAGCCAGCCCGUGAAGGAGCUGCGGGCCAAGGUGGACGAGCGUGUCCGUCAGCUCACAGACGUGCUGGUGUUUGAGCUGUCUCCGGACCGGUCGCUGCGGGGAGGGCCGCGGGCCACACGCCGAGCUGUAUCCCAGCUCAUCCGCUUGGGCCAGUCCACCAAGGCCUGUGAGCUCUUCCUGAAGAACCGAGCGGCCGCGGUGCAGACAGCCAUCCGACAGCUGCGCAUCGAGGGCGCCACGCUGCUCUACAUCCACAAGCUCUGCCACGUCUUCUUCACCAGCCUUCUGGAGACGGCAAGAGAGUUCGAGACGGACUUCGCUGGCAACAACGGCUGCUACUCGGCCUUUGUUGUCUGGGCCCGCUCGUCCAUGAGGAUGUUUGUAGAUGCCUUCAGUAAGCAAGUGUUUGAUAGCAAAGAGAGUUUGUCAACUGCAGCAGAGUGUGUCAAGGUGGCUAAAGAGCACUGCAAGCAACUUAGUGAGAUUGGACUGGAUCUCACCUUUAUCAUUCAUGCCCUUCUGGUAAAAGAUAUCAAAGGUGCCUUACAGAGCUACAAGGAUAUCAUCAUCGAGGCCACCAAGCACCGCAACUCAGAGGAGAUGUGGAGAAGAAUGAACCUAAUGACUCCAGAGGCUCUGGGGAAGCUCAGGGAGGAGAUGAGGAGCUGUGGGGUGGGCAAUUUUGACCAAUACACGGGUGAUGACUGCUGGGUCAACCUUAGUUAUACUGUAGUAGCUUUCACUAAGCAGACUAUGGCCUUCUUGGAGGAAGCGUUAAAGCUUUACUUUCCAGAGUUGCAUAUGGUUCUUUUGGAGAGUCUGGUGGAAAUCAUCCUGGUGGCUGUCCAGCAUGUCGAUUACAGUUUACGGUGUGAACAGGACCCUGAGAAAAAAGCAUUCAUUAGGCAGAACGCCUCUUUCCUGUAUGAAACUGUCCUUCCUGUUGUGGAAAAAAGAUUUGAGGAAGGAGUUGGAAAGCCAGCCAAGCAGCUACAGGAUCUGAGAAAUGCUUCAAGAUUGAUGCGUGUAAAUCCGGAAAGUACCACCUCUGUGGUGUGAAAUGACCUGACUGUUCCUGUGAACAGAGUGUGGAAGCACUUACUGAAAAUGUUGUAUGUUGUAUAUUAACUGAAUGGGGUUUUUGUUUUGAGUCCCUGAAAAAUGCAGAGCUAUUAAGUGCUGCAUUCCAGAAGCUGAAGUUAGCAUCAAUGCUGCAAGCAUGCAAUGCUUCAUUUGGUGGAUGGCGGGUAGGGAAGUUACAAGGUCGAGGUCACAUGUCCUUGGACAGCAUAUCCUGUAAGAAGGGCUUGGGUAGUGUUUGUGACUUGGGAAAUAACUGUAAUACAGAAGUUUUGGCCAAUUGUUAUGAAGGUCUUAAAUAUCUGUACAGCAUGUGGCAGGAAAAGA
Acanthisitta chloris (rifleman) is the source of this 1812-nucleotide messenger RNA. It is a transcript of the gene EXOC8, whose product is annotated as exocyst complex component 8. Bases 31 to 1464 code for a protein of 477 amino acids. The transcript is spliced from 2 exons. Gene Ontology annotation, cellular component: exocyst. Gene Ontology annotation, biological process: Golgi to plasma membrane transport; intracellular protein localization; exocytosis. NCBI's taxonomy places the organism in Eukaryota, Metazoa, Chordata, Aves, Passeriformes, Acanthisittidae. The record is from RefSeq and is a predicted model, not a curated record.